AUGCGUUGCAGUUACGGAGCCGCCACUAACUCGGAGUGCAGUCCACCACCGUAUUCACUACCACGUGUUGAAGAAAUGAAUGGUCAUGAUGGCUGGACUACCGUCAAAGAUCGCGCGAUGAAGAAGCGCAUCCAAAAUCGUGUCACGCAAAGGACUUACCGGCAACGCGUGAAAGUUAGAAUGGCAGACCUUCAGGCAAAGCUUGACAAUUGCGAGAAAAAGCUUCAAUCAAGGGAGAACGACUACCAAGAUGGUGGUGAAGAAAGCCCAGGAUCGCCUAUACAGAGGCCAGAUUCAUUACGGUCUUCCCUUCUGUCGAGUCGCCAGUAA
Molecule: messenger RNA, 330 nt
Organism: Macroventuria anomochaeta
Lineage: Eukaryota; Fungi; Ascomycota; Dothideomycetes; Pleosporales; Didymellaceae
Exons: 2
Coding region: 1-330 (109 amino acids)
Biological process (GO): regulation of DNA-templated transcription
Molecular function (GO): DNA-binding transcription factor activity
Source: RefSeq, a predicted model, not a curated record